Messenger RNA from Guillardia theta CCMP2712, 822 nucleotides. RefSeq lists its product as hypothetical. Lineage: Eukaryota; Cryptophyceae; Pyrenomonadales; Geminigeraceae. The record is from RefSeq and is a predicted model, not a curated record. The transcript has 3 exons. The coding region runs from base 1 to 822 and encodes 273 amino acids.
AUGCAGAACUUCCGAUAUCAGGGCACGGCGAGUGAUGCAGCAGCGCUCGAAGGCAUCGUCAGCGCGAUGACCAGGCACCAGAGCAACGCGCACAUACAGGAGUGUUUAUGCAAGUUGCUGUCUAAGAUAGCCGAGAACGACGAGCAGAGCAGGCUCUGGGCUACACAAGCGGGAGCGAUCCAGGCCGUCUUUAAAGUCAUCGAUACCCACGCGAACAGCACGUUUUCAGUGUUUCGGGCGUACUGGGCCCUCGACUCCAUCAUGCAGAACUUCCGAUAUCAGGGCACGGCGAGUGAUGCAGCAGCGCUCGAAGGCAUCGUCAGCGCGAUGACCAGGCACCAGAGCAACGCGCACAUACAGGAGUGUUUAUGCAAGUUGCUGUCUAAGAUAGCCGAGAACGACGAGCAGAGCAGGCUCUGGGCUACACAAGCGGGAGCGAUCCAGGCCGUCUUUAAAGUCAUCGAUACCCACGCGAACAGCACGUUUUCAGUGUUUCGGGCGUACUGGGCCCUCGACUCCAUCAUGCAGAACUUCCGAUAUCAGGGCACGGCGAGUGAUGCAGCAGCGCUCGAAGGCAUCGUCAGCGCGAUGACCAGGCACCAGAGCAACGCGCACAUACAGGAGUGUUUAUGCAAGUUGCUGUCUAAGAUAGCCGAGAACGACGAGCAGAGCAGGCUCUGGGCUACACAAGCGGGAGCGAUCCAGGCCGUCGAGGCGAAGCUCAGGGAGAUGAGGGAGGAGGAAAUCGACGAUCUUGGAUGGGCGGGGACUCGGUAUGCAAGACUCAGAAGAGCCUACUCGAGUUCAGUAUUGCCGGUUUAG